Molecule: messenger RNA, 1143 nt
Organism: Metarhizium acridum CQMa 102
Lineage: Eukaryota; Fungi; Ascomycota; Sordariomycetes; Hypocreales; Clavicipitaceae
Source: RefSeq, a predicted model, not a curated record
AUGAUUAAAACUCGGUCUGGAUCAUCAUUUCAUCGUUUAUUGCGCCCUAUCUCUGGAGGUUUCACCGUCGCCAUCGCCCUCUUGGUGCUUUGGCAUCUCUACGCUUUCCCGUCUACUAACACACAUCUUGUCGCCGCGCCCAAAGACGUCCCCGAAAGAAAACCUCAUCUAGCGAAGCCCUCGAAACGCGUUAUUCCCAACUUGGUUCACUUUGUCUACAUGCUUAAAGACCCCGAAAGCGAGCUUGCCUUUGACUUCAGCGCCUUCCUGUCCGUGUACGCCGCCUGGCAUUACUGGCACCCCGACGCCAUAUACCUGCACACAGAUGCCCCGAAUCAAACCAUCAGCCGAGCGCGAGAUGGACUAUCCGGGAAAUGGAGCAAGCUCCUCUUUAGCAUGCCGGGCUUUCAAGUAAAGCACGCCACAUCUCCGACGCACGCUGGCAACGGGGCGGAAAUAAACCUCAUGGAGCACAAAUCAGACUUCGUCCGGGUCCAGGCCGUCCGAGAUUUUGGGGGCACCUACAUCGACUUUGACGCACACGCACUGCGAGACAUAAAGGUGCUUCGAGAAGCCGGCUUCAAUGCCAUUGGCGGGAGGCAGCUUGGGGGGCAGGUAAUGUCGGGCACAUUCAUGUCGAGAAAAGGCAGCAAGAUGAUUAAUCUUUGGGCCGAAGAGAUGCCCCGAGUAUACGACGGCGGCUGGGUCACUCAUAGUAAUGAGGUUAUAACACGUGUCGGGGAGAAAUUAGUGGCCGAGCCCGGCGAAAUGCUCAUCAUGGAACGAGAAGCCUUCGGUCCCGGUAGCUGGGAAGCCGAGGACCUGACUCGGCUAUAUGAGCCUCACAUGGACACACCCUCAAGCCUGGAAGGUAUCGAUCCUGGUGGCCGCCUGCCGUCGUAUGGCGCCGACUCUCCCGGCACCGGCAACUAUUCUGAGAGCACCCCGUCGUGGGCGACCAACUGGUCACGGACGUAUAUCCUUCAUGCCUUUGGUACAAAACGAUCCGGGACCAAAGUCGAGGGGUUUGAUCAUAUUUCACCACGUUAUGUGCUGGAAAGGCGAAGCAACUUUGCACGGGCCGUUUACCCGAUUGCCAAGAUUUUAUAUGAUCGUGGUUUAAUAGAUGUAAAUGAUUUAUAA